Molecule: messenger RNA, 4736 nt
Organism: Poecilia reticulata (guppy)
Lineage: Eukaryota; Metazoa; Chordata; Actinopteri; Cyprinodontiformes; Poeciliidae
Source: RefSeq, a predicted model, not a curated record
AAUCCAGACAAAAGACGGCUGCAGUUCCACGGCGGCGCGCACUGAGCCAGAGCAUCUGGAGCACCUUGAAGGGGCAGCACGGCGGGACUCAUUCGAAAACGCCGGAACGCACAGCAGRCACGCCGACAGGACAGACACGCCCUCUAAAUCCACCUGAAACCCCCCGAGCCGGCUAAUUGACCUUGGUAAAGGACACAGGCAGAGAAAGUGAGCCCCCAUUUAUCCGUAAAGGCAGAACAGCGCGUUCCCAUGAUGUCAUACCUGUGGAUUCUGCUAUUAGGGAGCCUGCUGGCCUCACACGCCAAAGCGCAAGAUGAGGGAGACGUAACGGUUGCUCCAGAGACGGAAGACACGGCAACAGAACCAAUGGAUCUAGCGGUUGAUGGAGAAGCUGAUGGAGAAGCUGAUGACACAGCGGAGACGGAAGCAUCAGAAACAGAAGGUGAAUUAGACACAGCAACUGACCCUGCGCCAACGUCAGACAAUGACCCAGAAGCUGACCCUGAGCCAACGUCAGAGCCUGAACCAGUAGAUGACUCUGACCCAGCGGCUGACCCUGAGCCAACGUCAGAGCCUGAACCAGCAGAUGACUCUGACCCAGCGGCUGACCCUGAGCCAACGUCAGACCCUGAACCAGCAGAUGACUCUGACCCAGCGGCUGACUCUGAGCCAACGUCAGACCCUGAACCAGCAGAUGACUCUGACCCAGCGGCUGACCCUGCGCCAACGGCAACGCCUGAACCAGCAGAUGACUCUGACCCAGCAGCUGACCCUGAGCCAACGUCAGAGCCUGAACCAGCGGCUGACCCUGAAUCAGCAGAUGACCCUGAGCCAACGGCAGCACCUGAACAAGAAGAGGACGCUGAGCUACCGGCUACACCUGAGAAUGAUGGUGUUGUAGAGUCAGAGACAUCCACAGCAGGAGUUACAGCAGUUACACCUGCUGUAACUUUCACAGUGGGUGCUGAAAUUGAACCAUCUCCCACACCACAAGAUGAUGAUGAUGAUGAUGAUGAUGUGGAAGAGCUUGAAAAAACAACUCCUGCACCUGAGGUUGCUGACCCAACUGUUGCACCCUCUAAGCCUGAAGAGGGGGUCCCCCAGGGAAAAAAAUUUAUUCCACCUAUCGAGGAACCAAUUGUAAAGGCGGAUGUUAAAAUUAAUCAUAACCAAGCUCCAAAGGCUGAUGCCAGUUCAGAAGAUCCAGAAGCUUCCAAGCCUCAAGGCUCUACACAUUUAGCAGCAAUCCUGUCUGGAAUCAUUGUGUCUGCAGUGGGAGCAGUCUGUGGGUACUUUGCUUAUCAGAAGAGGAAUGUGUGCUUCAAAAAAGGUCAAGAACCAGAUCCCGAGGGUGGAGCAGCCAGAGCAGCCCCACCAGACGCUAAGUCGGAACCCAACGAACAAAACACCCUGCUAGAAAGUCCCAGUCAACAAACGUCUGACUAGCCUGGGCCAACUUCAUUCAAGCAGAGGCAAUCUCACUGUUAGGCUCUGCACCGAAGAGCUAAACUACUGUGAGGCCUCAGAGCAGGCCUGUGUGUUUCUGAUCGUGUAAGUGUGUGUUGGUCUGCGUGAGCUUGUGCGUGUGUAUGCGUGCGUGUGUGUGUGUGUGUGUGUGUGUGACUUCAUUCUUGUGUGGGGCAAAGGAGUUAGAUAAAGAUCUAGUGGUUUCUGGUUAUUCCAACAAGGCAAUUUAUUAAAAUGAUCAAUCAAAAUCCAACUUUGUUUUUUUUUUGCCAAGUUGCCGUCAAAGAGAUUAAAUCUCAUAUCAACUGUGACCGUAAAAAUAUCCCAACUCUGCAACAUUUUUCUUUUAUUUGAGAUGGCUACUACAUUGUUCUGGUAAUUCAAUAUAAUUCAAAACCUUCCAUAAAAUGGCAGGUUUUUUGCUCUCCGUGAGUGAAAAACCUCACGGAGAGUAACGGAGGGUGAUAUUGUACGUAUUGAACUAGUACUUUUUAGCAUUUAUUGAGCCAAACAUAUGAUAAUGAAAGUAUACAAAUGUCCUAAAGAAAAAAAAUAUAUAUAWAUAUAACAUAAGUUAUCUCUUGUAAAAGUGUAGAAUAAGAGGACAAGAAGUGGCAUGAAUUACUAUCACUGUACUUUGUGAAUUUUGACAUAGGAGAAGUGUUAGAGGAUUUUAUUCCUAGUUUUAGGGGAAUGCCCUGAUUUAGGUUAUCAUGUGCUUGGAAUACCAACGGCAUCACUGUAGUACCAUGUUUUCUUUAGUUUUGUCCUGUUUUGUUUUGUUUCUCUCUGGUGAAGGGACUCAGACUUAAAUCUGGUUCAGUGACUGUUUCUCCGUCAGCUGAAUAGAUUAGUCGUUGACAUUUCUUAUUGACAUUUGAAAUAGACAAUAAUCAGAUACAGACAGUUCAUACCCUUUGAUUUUUUUUUUGUCACAUAACAACCACGAUCUUUAUUGUAUCUUGUCGGGAUUUUUACGUGACAGACUCGGUCGAAGCAAAGCAGAGUUGUGAAGGGGAAGCACAUAUAGAGGCAGAUCUUUUGUUCUUUUUUCUUUUUUCUUCCAAAAUAGUUAAAACUUUCAGAUUCAAUGGAGGACAUCCAUUUUUGAGUCUUCACUAAAUUAACGUCUAGACCAUUCUAUAAUUCUGUAAUCCGUAAAAAAUAUAGUCAUUUGCAUUUUGGCCAAAAUGUUCAGCUGUUUUCUCAUUUGACCAGAACAGCAUAUUUGCUGCGUCCUCUACAUGACAUCUCAUAAACUUUUAAAUUAAGUGAAAACUCUUGCCAGAGUCUUUCCAUCUAUGGAAUGAUGAUUUGAAUACUUAGUGAGAAGUUUAGAGAUUUGGCUAUUGUAUUGUUUUUAAUCUAAACCUGCUAUUCACUUCUUUACAACUGAACUAGUGAGUUAAAGUACAUACAGUCAGGUUUUAAGGGAACUUCAGAAGUUCGUCACACUAUUUAUGUUUCUUUGGGGACAAUAACAUAUUGGUUGUUAUGUGACAAAAUAUGAAAAGGCUCAAGAAGUAUUAUCACACAACAAUCAUUGCUGGGGUUUUUUUCCAAUAUUUUAAAUUCGCCUAAAUUUAAUCCAAAAGACAAAGGGACAUCUAACAAUGAAAAAGUAAAAAAAAAAAAAAAAAAAACUUAAUGUAAUUAUGUAUAUGCAUUUGUUUUGUUAGUUUUGUUUAGUUUUUUCUGUAGUAUGUGUAGUUGAGAUGCAGUAAUUUCUUUGUUAUAGUGCCUUUCACUGUCACAGCCUGGCUUGAUAAAUCUAAAGGCACACAGAGAAGACAUAUGGACUAAUAAUAUCAAAACAAGCGAUUCACACAAAACAAUAAAAGGAAGGUGCUGCAUGCUGCUCAAAAUUUAAACAAAAUGAAUUUGAAGGUAUGGUACACGCAGGGUGAUGAGAGCAACAAACAGUAUGCUUUAAACAGGCCGGCUUUGUUUCUUCAACAAACAAUUUUACCAACUUGAUCUGAUUUUAUGUGCAAAGUUCUCCUCGGUGUGUGUCUCUUCAUUGAAACAAGCCAAUUAGUGCUGUCAGUGUUUUUGUAUCAUUCAUAGACGGACAACAUUCACCUGUGACCUUUAUAUGAAUUUCUACCAUCUUAGCAGUGGUGCCUCUGAGCCGACACUGAUGGUUUUUUGAGUCCACUAGAUUCCUGUGGUAUUUUGUGAUUUUUGUGAAAAUGCCUCAGAAGACGCCGCGCUACUGCCUUUUUUUUCCCUGCCUCCUGCCACUGUAGCACAAAUUAACUUCUGAAUGUCUUUUCUUUUGCCUUGAAGUUUUGUACUUUCUGUACUUAUUUUAAAUAAAAUAAUGUGGUUAUACUGGUGGUAUAGUGUCGCAGUUCCUGAGGUGUUAGCUGUAAAGCACUACAUAGCUGCAAUACAGGACAGAGACUGUUGCUAACAGCCUAGCCUUGAGCUGAGAAAUAGUCUGUGAUGUCACAAUAAUUGUUUUUUAUGAACUGUGGGCCGAACGCAAGUUUGAUGCUCUGCUUACUGCCAUCUUAUUCUGUAACCACCGAUAGACAAUAGACAGUUUUAUCUUGAGAUGUUAAAGCAAGUGGAUAAUAUGUCUGGCGUAGAGUGAAAAUGCACAAACUACCCAUUGUAUAACAGUACAAGCUUUCUUAGAUAGCCAUCAAUGCCUUCAAAACAGAUUAUCUUCCUUUAAGUGCAGCGCUCUCCCCCUUCUGUGCACAUUCCACGGGAUGCUUUAAGAUUCAGCAAAAGCACUCUGAUGUCCUGCAGUGUAAAUUCAGACUCAUUUAAUACGCAAGAGAAUUCCUCAGUGCUAAUCUGCUUUACACUUUUCCCCUAAAAGUCCCACAAAGGCACAAUGUAUUGGACUGCAGCAUCCAAACCAGAAUGUAAACCUUUGGGUCCUGAAGUGCACUUUCCAGAUCAAACAAAAGGGCAUCAAACAUGACGCUAACCAGUGCUGCCUUAUCAUUUAUAUCAUCUUGAAUAUUUCUGAGAGGGAAACAAAAGAACAGCGUCGACAUCAACAGAAAGAUGAGCAGAGAUUUUGUUGUUUUGUUUUGUAAGAACAUUCUCAAUUGGAGAAGCACUUUCCUAUCCUGUAUACACAUUGACUUAUUAAAUGCAUUUAGACAAGUGUAAAGCUUUCCCUGUUAAUUUAAUAUUCCAUGUUGAUAUUUCAUGUAUGAACUGUCUUCUUCAAUGUCAUUCAAGCACUUGUGCUCGACUGGAGUUGUGUAAAUAAUGUUUGACAAGUCGAUUAAAAACUUUUCGUGGGA